AUGAACUUUGUUUCUGGGUUGCUGAGGACCAGGAACAACCAUGACGCCAUUUUGGUGAUAAUGGACCAGUUGACCAAGGCUGCACACUUUCUUUCGAUCAACAUAAAGUAUAAGUUGGAGAAACUUGCAGACUUGUACGUCUCACCUGUGACUAGAGUUGGAAGAGCUCUGAAAUCUCGAAAGCUAUAUCCUAAGUUCAUUGGCUUAUUCGAAGUGCUGAGUAGAAUUGGUCUUGCAAUGUAUCAGAUAGCGUUACCUUCGAAUCUCUCAAACCUACAUCCGGUGUUCCAUGUGUCUCAACUCAGGAAGUAUGUGCCGGAUCCUUCUCACGUAAUCGAUCUAGAUUUGGCUCAAAUAAGAGAGAACUUGUCCUACGAUGUGUACCUGGUGAGGAUUGCGGAUCACCGUAUUAAACAAUUAAGGGGUAAGAAGAUCUCAUUGGUAAAGGUGAUAUAG
Molecule: messenger RNA, 456 nt
Organism: Abrus precatorius (Indian licorice)
Lineage: Eukaryota; Viridiplantae; Streptophyta; Magnoliopsida; Fabales; Fabaceae
Exons: 2
Coding region: 1-456 (151 amino acids)
Source: RefSeq, a predicted model, not a curated record